AUGAGGGGUUACUUCAAGGACAAGGAAGCCACCGAGGCCGCUUUUCGAGGUGGGUGGUUCUGGAGUCGCGACAUAGGUGUCAUAGAUCCCGAUGGAUCACAAGAUGUUAUAACUUGCGGUGGAGAAAUUUUGGGAUCCACAGAGAUCGAAGGGCUUCUCUAUAGUCACCCGGCGGUUUAUGAAGCUGCGGUGGUUGGACGACCGGACGAAGCUUUAGGAGAGUCAGUCUGUGCUUUCGUAAAGCUCAAGGAAGGAGUUGAGGCCAAAGAGGAAGAGAUCAUUGAGUUUUGUGAGAGAAAGCUUGGGAACAAGUACAUGAAGAUGGUUCCAAAGACAGUAGUAUUCUCGGAUCUUCCUAAGACUUCUACUGGGAAGACUCAGAAGAAUGUUCUGAAAAAGAUAGCUAAGGAUAUGUCUUUGUUCCAUUGA
This is a messenger RNA of Arabis nemorensis, 429 nucleotides long. The record is from the annotation of a GenBank genome assembly. NCBI's taxonomy places the organism in Eukaryota, Viridiplantae, Streptophyta, Magnoliopsida, Brassicales, Brassicaceae.